Molecule: messenger RNA, 1305 nt
Organism: Dendroctonus ponderosae (mountain pine beetle)
Lineage: Eukaryota; Metazoa; Arthropoda; Insecta; Coleoptera; Curculionidae
Product: UPF0605 protein CG18335
Source: RefSeq, a predicted model, not a curated record
ACAUAAUUUACAUACUUUUCAUUGUGAAAAACUGAUACAAUUUUAAAAUUAGGUGAAGUUUUUUGUUUCUAAAAAUGAGCCGAGGACCCAGCAUCUAAUUUAGUAAUUUAUUUUAGUUGCUUUUUCGUUUGUCACUGAACGUAAUUACCAUCUGAAACAUUAUUGUCAAAGUAAUGUUGUGAUGUCAAAGUAAAGGAAAUUUACGUUAAUCUAAAGGGGAAAUUUCUUGGGGAAACGAAAUUCAAGUACAUGUGGUAAAAUGGAACUUAUAUCUUCACCCAAUCCUCAUUUUAUUCCCGGGUACACUGGAUUUUGCCCCCAAUAUAAAUACCGUAUUGGGAAUACGUAUGGGACUACGACGCACAAAGUACUUUUAGAUCCAACGGUACACCAUGCGGAGAAACUUGUAUUAUCUGAUAGGAGCGCAGAUGAUUAUAAAACAUUUCGUCCAUCAGUCCGGGACAUUGAUAUCGUUAACGAAAGACAGGGAGACACAAUUUACAGACAUCCUAUGGUUCCCGGAUAUGAAGGAUUUGUUCCAAGGGAGCAUGCCGAAUUCGGCCAACGAUAUACUGUUCAAGCGACAGAAGCAUUAUCAGAUUUCGAGAGACUUCAGAAUGAAAAUAAAGCAGCUAUGAAUGAAAUUAUUAAAAUUGGGUUUCUUCAGGACAAUAAAUGGGAUCCAAAGACAUUGGAAGAUAAAGAGUUAACACAAAGUGAGUUCAAGCUACCAUUGCUUGAAGUUCGACCAGAAUGCGGGGGUUUGUUAAGAAAUGUUCCCGUGACCGAACCACCGUUGACUCCUCCAACUAACUCAGUCAGUCCAUAUUUUUCUGAUAACAUUGAUCCAGAAAAGUACUUGAAAUCAGGAUUUACCGGACAUGUUCCAUUUGGUUUCGCAUCUUUUGGAAAAACUAACGAGGCAAUGACGAAUAGUAAUCUUUGCGACUUUACAUCCAAUUACCGGAAGAGAUUGAGCAAUGAAUGGGCACCUGUCGAAAUAGAUAGACCAGAUCCUCCGGUCUUGAUGCAGCCAGCCGAUAUAUAUCAUAAGCAUAUGGGCCAAUUACCCAAUUAUGGUGGACACAUACCAGGAGCAAUAUUUAGAUAUGGAAAAACCUAUGGCAAUGAUUCUCGAGAUGCAAAAAGAUGGCUCAGAGGUGAUUUCAGUAACUAAAACUUUUAAAAAUACUAAAUUUUAUGCCAUUUUUUUCUUGUAUACGUUAUGUAAUAUGCUUGCGAAUAUUGAUCGAAAUAAUCUUAUGGGGCAAAAUUUUUCAUGAAAUACAUAUAUUGAACUUGUUA